Molecule: messenger RNA, 5762 nt
Organism: Centropristis striata (black sea bass)
Lineage: Eukaryota; Metazoa; Chordata; Actinopteri; Perciformes; Serranidae
Gene: mafgb
Product: v-maf avian musculoaponeurotic fibrosarcoma oncogene homolog Gb
Biological process (GO): regulation of transcription by RNA polymerase II; regulation of epidermal cell differentiation
Cellular component (GO): nucleus
Molecular function (GO): DNA-binding transcription factor activity, RNA polymerase II-specific; RNA polymerase II cis-regulatory region sequence-specific DNA binding
Source: RefSeq, a predicted model, not a curated record
AAGAAAAGUUUUUGUGUCACUUUCACUCACACACUGUGACACGGAUGCAUGACACGCUAACAUGCUCACACAACAGUGCUCCACCAGUAGAUUAAAAUCUGCACUGAUGCCGGUCUGUUCAGAAGAGCAAGGCACUUGUGGCAUGACGACGACUAACAAAGGAAAUAAAGCCUUGAAGGUGAAGCGUGAGCCGGGGGAGAAUGGCACCAGCCUCACGGACGACGAGCUGGUGACCAUGUCCGUGCGGGAGCUGAACCAGCACCUCAGAGGGCUCACCAAAGAAGAGAUCCUGCAACUUAAACAACGGCGGCGCACCCUGAAGAACCGGGGCUACGCCGCCAGCUGCCGGGUGAAACGAGUCACCCAGAAGGAGGAGCUGGAGAAGCAGAAGACCCAGCUGCAGCAGGAGGUGGACAAACUGGCCAAUGAGAAUGCUUCCAUGCGUAUCGAGCUGGACGCUCUGAGGUCUAAGUACGAGGCGUUACAGACCUUCGCCAGGACUGUGGCACGGAGCCCCGCCGUCGGGGUCGGGGUGAGGGCCGGAGGGGGGGGGGGAGGGGGGGGGAUGGCCUCAUCAGUCAUUGGUCCACUCAUACCAGGGAAGAUGGCAACAGCCACCAGCGUGAUUACAAUAGUGAAGUCAAAAACAGAUGCACGGUCUUGAGGGAGGGGAAGAUAGAUGAGGGAGUGUCUGGAUGGAGUUCAGCUGCGACAGAGUCGUUCUUCUUCUCUGCUCGCCACCUAUCCUCCACCUGCACCAACCACAAACAGCUGGCCAAUCAGCAUGCUGCUGCCAGCCGUCUCACAUCUGUGCAGGUGGAGGAAAGGAUGGAAGCAGAGGGAGAUUAUUGAGACUAUAAAGAUGCAAGUCCUUGGUCAGCGCAUGAUCAUUUAGCACAGGACAGACACAGAUAACAGGGUUCCUACGGCCACUGAAAGCCUGAAGAAAAAAAAUCAAAGAUUAGUUUAAUUCCAGGCCAAGCAGAAGAAAAAAACAAAACAUCAACGCCCUAAACACUUUUGGACAAAUCAUGCAAUUUUGUUAAUUUGCUAUUUACAUCAGUCAAGUGUUAUCUAAGUGCAUAAUAAUCCCACCACACAUUUGCACGCUAGAUUUGAAGUCAUAUCUAUGAACAGAAUUUAGGCAGCAGGACAAAAUUUUGGUAUCAGAAGUGUCUGCAUUUGUAGUCUGAGCAUUAUUUACCAAUCACGGCUUUGGUUGACUGCAGGUAAACUGUCUGUGUAGAGAGGAAAGAGGCAGAAUGCAUUGGCCGAAGGCAGUCUAGGAACCCACUGACUCUAGUCUGACAAUGAUUUACUUUUAUAGUAGCUGCAAGCUAACUUAGUUGAACCGGCUAGUUGUUGAAGUUUAGCAACUCCAUUCUCAAGUUGCUAAUCUGACUGUAAACAAUGGCCGACACACGGCAGAGAAAGUCUUUGCCCAGAUAUCGGCUGGCUGCACCGCAACCACAGAAAUACCAACCUGGUCUCACAGAAAUCUGUGAAAUAGCCACGGAUUUCGCUUAACUCAAAAUCUGUGGAAUAGCCACGGAAUCACUCAAAUUUCCGUCAAACUGACACGGAUUUCGCUACAAUGCAAGUUAAUGACAGUCAUAUCCCGUGGCUAUUCCAUGGAUAUUUGUUCCUAUUGGUUUGUUCCAAGUCACGUGACUUUCAAGGUUCCGGCGGUCAGAACAAAAAACAUGGCGGACAGUUCUCUCACUUUUAGUGAAAAAAUCAAUAUUUUGACUUUGUUUCUGCAUAAAAAUGGAUUUUGAUCACAUUUCUAGCGAGAAAUAUAUGUUUUAUUUUCUAAAUAUUCACUCAGUGAAUGUACAUAAUCACUUUGUGGUGAAGAUCUCGCCAGAAAAAUAUGACUGUCAUUAACUUGCAUUGCAGCGAAAUCCGUGUCAGUUUCACGGAAAUUUGAGCGAUUCCGUGGCUAUUCCACGGAUUUUGAGUUAAGCGAAAUCUGUGGCUAUUUCACGGAUUUCUGUGAGACCAGGUUGGAAAUAUCUGUCUCCUUGUCCCCAGAUGCUAAAUCAUUGUGAGACCGAUAGCUGCUGGGUUCUGAGAUCGCAUUUUAAUUGAUUGUUUGCUUGAACCAAGUUGUAGAUCAUUUAAAUUCGUCGCACCAACAAAAACAUUACACAGGCUGACAUUAUUGUGUCAGCUAAAGAAAAGUCACUGGAUUAGAUUGACACAAAGAGCUCCCAGCAAAGAAAACUCCUGAUUUCAUGUGACCUGCUGGUUUCAGUGGCUGAAGAGAAGUCCCAUCAUCCUCCACCCAGGCCAAGAACUUUUUCAGAAAAGUACUAUAGAAAAUAUAUAUAUUACACAAUGGUGGUAACUGUAUUUCUACUGUUUUGUACUGUGUUGUCAUUCACAUGAGGUCCAAAGUGUAUUCUCUGUGUGUCAAUUGUUAUAUAUCAGGAAUUCUGUGAAAUUCUGUGGCGAGUGUUCGUUUUGGUAUUGCUAUAUUUAGUUAGCUGUAUUUUUUCUACGGUCUCUUCACUUUCUAUGUCCAACUCUCUUUCUCUUACCUAUACUUUCUCUGUCCUUCCAUUUUCCAAUUCAAGCUGGUUUCCAUCAUUACACACAGAACUUCCUGGAUCUAACAGAAAGAAGCGGGAUAUGGCAAUUUGUACUUACCAAAAAAAAAAACACAACAUACUAUAGAGAAAAGGAGAAAAGUUACCGAAAGUCACUGAUUUUAUCUCAGUUUGUAGGAAAUUUCAGGGAAAUGGUCGUUUGAACACCAGAGCUGAAUUAAGAUAAAUCGUCUUCUGUCUGUUUGAGCUUCUGUCUCAAAAGUACAUCAAGAAAAUUGGAAGGGCAAGUGCCUUGGUCUCCUAAUGAUACGCAUCAAGAAGAGGAUAUGAGGAAUUGUUAAAGGACGGUGGAGAUUCAAUGCAGGUGUUUGCUUAAACCUGUGCUUAAUGUGAAACUCUGACCAAUCAGGAAUCAGGUCGUGGCAGCAUUUAACUCGUUGUGUGUGAGCUGUGUAGUAGCAGGAUUAAUAAUAAUAAUAAUAAUAAUAACACCCAUUUAUGUGACUUGGCAGUUCAUUCACUUCAAGAAAGAAACACAAAUGUCAGUAAAACAAUUUUCUUGCACAGAACACGCUUUUUGGAAAGGUGGUGUUCUGUUUUAUGUUAAUGACUUGGUUUGCAUGGAUUUGAUUGGCUCCUGACUCAGAAAUCUAGGUUAUUACACCUACAGCCUCAAAUCAAAGUGGUUUCAUCCUUUUCUGCUUUCAACCACAAUGCUCUCUUUGCAAGUGUGAUUAGUAAGAUUAAAGCCAGCCAGCAAAGGACAGCAAAGAUAUUUCUCUGAAUUUCCAGUCACACAAAUGGGAUGUCAUUUCACAAACCAUAAAGUAGUCUUAUACGUGGUGUUCUAUACUCCAAGAAUCGUUGUCUAUGUACGGUAGAGUCUGGAAUUUUAUAAAGACAAUUAUCUUUGCAUUGUUUGUAACGACCUGUAAAAAAAAAAAAAGAAAAAAAAAGGUAUAACAAAGUCUGUUUGAUAUACAGUAUCUCUCUAUUUUGCAAUUGUACCAAAAGUGGCUUAACUACUGAAUAGCUUUGUUUUUUCUCUAGUGACUAGGCACGUGUGUGUAACCGUGAACUAGCGUGUGGUGUGCUGUGUAGGUAUGUGACGAGGUAUAACUAUAACGUUCACUAUUUCGUGGAUAUGACUUUGAUCCUUGUUUGAUUUCAGGCCGAAGCGGGUGAUGACACUGUGGGUAACUGCACUCUUUCUCUAAUCAUAAGAUCUUUGUCCUCCCGGGCCCCCAUCAUUCAGCUCCAGCACUGUUAGAUCGUGGGUUUAUCUGCUCCUAAUCUGCAUUCAUGAUUUGUACAUUUUAAUUUCACUCCGGCAGACCCAUUUUCCCGUAUUUCUGAACAGGUCUCUGUGGCUUUUUACUCUGGUCCUUGCAGCGGUGAAAGCUCGUGAUUUGCAGAUAGAAAUGGCCGAUAAAUGAGGAAGUGUUCUGGUUAACCUCACCAGCUUCAAGGUAUUGUGUAUUCAGGUCAUCUGGCAAAGUAACAGAGAUGUGAAACUCACCCCUACCCCCUCGAUAAGUUAUUUUUGUAGUGUGUGAUCAAAAAAAAAUAUUUGUUUUUGCUGUGUACAUUUUAUAUAGUUCUGUAUAUAUAAUGUUCCUGUUUUGUUUGUUUUUGGAAUUGUUCUGUAAGUGUCAGGGAAGUGAAGCAAAUUUGUUAAUGUAUUUGGUGUUUUAUGAAGUGAAAAAAAUGUAUUCUGCUAUUUAAUGGUUUGUCUGUCAAAGAGUUAGGUUUACUUCACAAAGUACAAUUGCCUCAAAUUGUUUUUUUUUGUUGUUUUUUUUUAACUAAUGAACCUGAUUUAAAUAAUUUAAUGAAAUAGAAGCAAUUACAUUAUUUGAAAAAAAAAGGACAUACAUGCAGCCUUUCACCUGAACCGCUACUUUUCCACUGUGAAGAAAACGGGGUAACUACUGCUGUGCAGUUAUUAAGAUGAGCAAGGUGUGUCUCUAUCUGUCUCCGAUAAUAAUAUGAAAUCAAACAGGUGAACAAUGAGCAAAUGCAUUGGAAGGGAAAUGGCUUUUAGAUUUAAAAAUAUUAAUUAUUACAUUCAGUCGACCAUGAAAUCAGAGAGCUACAAAUGUCAUAAAAGAAAAAAAAAGAAAUCAGAUUUUUUUUUUUAAAUGUGUUAUCACAGGAAUAUACUCCAUGGUAUUCAGCUACAGGCAAAUAUAGCUAUCACAUCCAGUAUAUUAAUGUAUGUACUCUGUAUUAUUGUUUUUAAUGUGACCUGUUUUGUAUGGUCACAAUUUCUACUUUAUUUUUACUGUUUUUUUUCCACGUUUCUUUCCAUUUGCUCGUUGAAUGAUGUGUUUUUGCUGGCAGGUCCUGUGUGGUGUGUGUGAAGUCAUGGUGGUUAAAAAUAGGAAGAAACACGACUAAGGUCUAUUCGGUUGUGUCAAGUCGAAGCAAAAAUAUGAAACUUUGUGUCGUGCUGUAUGUUUCCACCCAGUCUGUAUUUCUCUGCUGCUCUUGUUUAAAAAAGGAUGCAUACUGUUUAAGCAUACACGGUGGCUGCUGUUCAAUAGACAUCUUUAAUUAUGCAAAGUGUGUAGAGCAAAAUUAGACCUCCUGCCGCACUGUAGCAGUGAUGCUUUCCGUAGUCGUCGUGUCAAGUUGUCUGUUUUAUAAUUGCAGGUACUCGUGUGAUGUGACAAGGUUAAAGAGCUUAUAUACAGAGUGUUUAGCAAUUUAUUCUUGGUUUAAAAAUGUCACAACCAGUUUGUCUCUGUUGAAAUUUGACUUACGUGUUAAUUAACUGUGAAAACAUAACAUCAUUUAAAGGUUUGAUCCAUUUCCAAUUGAGACAAAGGCAAAAAUAAUAUACUGUAGCUGUAUGAAGGCCUGCAGUCAGACUGAUAGAAUCAUUACGUUUGUCUUCCACACUUGAAUAUCUUGUUAUUGUUGUAUUUUUUUCAGUGUUUCAAGCCGUGUGUCGGGUCAGGGUGUUUAAAGUUUAACCCUAUAAAGCCAAGUGUAUCAUAUUUGAUACAUAUGUUUUUGAGACCUCUACAUCAUCAGUGUGAUAUUUUUUUUCCUGAAAAACCUGAUGAAUACAUGAAUUGAUGAUUAAAAAAAACUGAGCAACAAAUUUCACAAAAAUACCAGAUGUAACAAAAAUGAUUUGCUGGUUCCACUGGUGGAUCUGUCAUUGCUGCGUGAAAACUUCAUAUCAGCAGAUGUAUGAUGUUG